This is a messenger RNA of Pocillopora meandrina, 414 nucleotides long. The record is from the annotation of a GenBank genome assembly. Lineage: Eukaryota; Metazoa; Cnidaria; Anthozoa; Scleractinia; Pocilloporidae.
AUGAAGGCAUUUUUUACUGAGUAUGUUGGCCAGUAUAAGGUCAGAAAACUUGCUCAUAUUUUAAGAGUGGUUUUGUCCAUGAAGUAUUUACAAAGUCUGUCCCAAAAGGUAUUAUUCUGCUCUUUGCUAGUGUAACCGCUUCUCAACGCGUUAGGGAGCCUCCACACAAGGUCUGGAUUAUCCGUAAGCCCUCAGGCGAAGUUCUUUGCAGUUACUGUAGCUUUACAGCGGGAUACAGUAAAUGUUGUAAUCAUGUUAUUGCAGUUCUGUAUAAGGUAGAGUUUGCCAACCAACAAGGAUACAUAGGCCUGGAUUGUACAGAUCCAGCCUGUGUGUGGAACAAAUCAAGCAGAGACAUCCAGCUUGGGAAGAUUAAGGACAUGGACAUACAAGCCCACAAAAGACAAAACCUAA